CGACAAUGUUUCACGUGUUGGCCGCCAUGUUCUCGAACCCACAGCACCAGCACUUGCAGGCGGCCUCCUUUGGUGUCGCAGACUUUGUCACUAAUCCGGAAUCACCCGAAGCCGAGAACUACGAGGCGUUACUCAGUUUAGCCGAACGACUGGGUGAGGCCAAGCCCAGGGGGUUAGCCCGCAGUGACAUCGAGCAGUUGCCGUCGUAUCGCUACAAACCAGAGAACGCUCACGAGUCGGAUCAGACCACUUGUGUGGUGUGUAUGUGUGACUUCGAAGCCAAACAAAACCUCAGAGUUCUUCCCUGCGCUCAUGAAUUCCACGUCCGAUGUGUCGACAAAUGGCUGAAGACCAACAGGACGUGUCCCAUAUGUAGGGGCGACGCCUCGCUUAAUGAUCACGAAUCCGAUUGAUCUGAUUUGAGUGCCAUUUAAUACAAUUUAAUGCAAGUUCUCAUCACAUAAUCACAAC
This is a messenger RNA of Oppiella nova, 471 nucleotides long. Lineage: Eukaryota; Metazoa; Arthropoda; Arachnida; Sarcoptiformes; Oppiidae. The record is from the annotation of a GenBank genome assembly.